Molecule: messenger RNA, 7203 nt
Organism: Hypanus sabinus (Atlantic stingray)
Lineage: Eukaryota; Metazoa; Chordata; Chondrichthyes; Myliobatiformes; Dasyatidae
Product: kinesin-like protein KIF20B
Exons: 34
Coding region: 20-5659 (1879 amino acids)
Biological process (GO): microtubule-based movement; mitotic spindle assembly
Cellular component (GO): nucleus; spindle microtubule
Molecular function (GO): microtubule binding; plus-end-directed microtubule motor activity; ATP binding
Source: RefSeq, a predicted model, not a curated record
CUCACCCUCACCCUCCAGAAUGGAACCAAUGCUCAAUUCCAAGUUCACAUUUUUAGAUUCACAUGAAAUUGUGAGUGAUGAUCAAGAGAUUCCUACAGCAGAGGAUUUUUCUGACAUUAGAAAGGAUUUGAUUGAUGAACUUUGCAGGGAAGAAAGUUCAAAUAAAUCACACUUGGUUCCUGAACAAAAUUCUUCAGCUACAAAGGACCAUAUGUGUGUUUACCUUCGUAUUAGACCUUUUACAGAAGCUGAAAUUGCACAAAAUGAAUCUCAGGACUGCGUGUUUAUAGAAAACUCAACUAGUGUGAUUCUAAAAGCACCACCAAGUUCCAGAUGCAGUGAUCGAGGAAUUGGCCAGAUGGCUCAACGCUUUAGAUUUUCCCACGUUUAUGGGCCGGAAACCAAACAAAGAGAUGUAUUUGGAGCAGUUAAACCCCUUAUUGAGGAUGUUCUGAAUGGACAGAACUGUUUAAUUUUCACUUAUGGUGUUACCAAUUCAGGGAAAACCUACACGUUUCAAGGACCAGACCAUGAUGUGGGUAUAAUACCAAGGGCGAUGAGUGUUCUAUUUAAGAGUAUUGAAGGAAAAGUUUAUCAAAAUAUGAAUAUUAAACCACAGAGAAGUGCAGACUUUAGUAAAUUAACAGACGUACAAGUGAAAGAGGAGGAAACAUUGAAGAAAUCAGUACUUCACCUAUUAAAUGAGAGUGACCAGUGCAAUGGGAGCAAUCAGCAUAGUUCACUAGAUGCUACCGAAGCAGGCGAGUCACUGAAGUCACUUAGUAUAGAUUAUGGUGAACAAUUAAAGUGUUCUGAAGAAGUUGCUGUGUGUACUCCAGAAAGGUUCAGAUUUUCGAUCUGGGUUUCAUUUUGUGAAAUAUACAAUGAAACGCUUUAUGAUUUACUUGAUCCAGUACAAUGUAAAAAUCAGAAAAGAAACGUACUUCGACUUGUGCAAGAUGCAAAAGGCAACACUUACGUGAAAGAUCUAAAAUGGAUUCAGGUUUCCAAUGCAGAAGAAGCAUGCAUGAUACUGAAACAAGGGAGAAAACAACAAAGUAUUGCUUCUACAAAAGUCAAUCAUCUUUCAAGCAGAAGCCACUGUACUUUUUCAAUAAGAAUCUUGCACAUGGAAGCAGAUGGUCUUCAGGUUGUCCGAGUCAGUGAGUUGUCUCUUUGUGAUCUUGCGGGAUCAGAACGGAAUGCAAAAACAAAGAAUGAAGGUGACAGAUUGAAAGAAGCUGGAAACAUUAAUACCUCUUUGCUGAUUCUUGGAAAAUGCAUUAAUGCAUUGAGACAUAAACAAAUUUCAAAGACACACAGCCAUGUUCCAUUCAGAGAGAGUAAGCUUACUCGCUAUUUCCAAGGGUAUUUCUCUGGGAGAGGAAAAGUUUGCAUGAUUGUUAAUAUCAACCAAUGUGCUUCUAUGUAUGAAGAGACACUUAAUGUCCUAAAAUUCUCUGCUGUCGCACAGAAGAUUCUGCUUGAUUGUUCAAAAUUUUUUCCUGUCCAUUUGGUUUCAAAACGAUCAGCCAGAGCUCUUUCACUGAUUAUCAAUAAUGCAGAAACUGAAUCCUCUUUGGUGAAAAGAGAAACAAUCUCUUGGGAUGCUAGUCUUGAGGAUGUUGUUGAAAUGGAGGAAGGUGAUUCAGAGGCAAUUGAUCUAAAUGAUGUGAAGCAGAUGGAAGAGGAGGAGGAAGAGGAGGAAGAAGAGGAAGAGAAUAUAGUAAUAGGAAAAAGCAAUUAUGAGAAACUACUGGUUUAUAUACAAGAUCUGAAAAACAAAAUUGUUGAGGAAAAAAAAGAAAAGGUGAUCAUGGAAAAUAAAAUCCGUGAAGAAGUUUGCCAAGAAAUGGAAAAAUACAUGUCUCAGUUUGAAAAUGCUUUAAGGGAACGUGCAAAGGAAGAUAAUAGAUUAACAGAAGAUAGAAUUGAAAAACGCAACGAUAUAUUUCAAACUUUAGUCAAAACAUAUGUUGCUAUUGACCAAAAUGAGAAUUCUAUUUCUGAAGAAUGUAUUGAACCAGAAGUCAGUCAGUUGUCCAAUCCACCAAAUUCAUCAAAAUAUGAGAGUCUGGUUAAUACUAAUGUUAUGGGAUACAUCAAAUCCUUGGAGCCAGAUGUUGCUGAAAUCAAGAAGCAAGCUGAGAUAAUCCAACACCAUCUGGUAUCUGCUCCAGAUUCUCAGGAGACUGUUGCACAACUGGAAGCUCGUUUAGCUUGUGUCAUUCAAGAGCUUAACAAAACAAAUGAAGAAUUGAAUAAGAACACUGCUGAAUUGGAGACAUAUAAAAAAACUGAAGUUGAGAGAAAAUCAAAUGAAGCACAUAAGGAAAUGGAGAUCAAAAAGUUGAUGGAUGAAUUGAUUCUCAAGGAUGCUGAUUUGAAUAAAGUGAAAAACCUGCUUGCAAGUUAUGAAGAAAGAAUGGACGAAUAUAGCAAAACUAUGGAAAGCAUUCAAGGAAUGUUGGAAACAUAUAGUAGAACUGAAGUUCCAAACAAUAUGCUUAUGGAAAAUCCUUCAAUAAACAGCAAAGGUACUUAUGAAAGUUAUCAAAAGGAAGAUGAACCACCUUCCAAGAAAGGUUCAUUAAACAAAUGCACAAGCAUGAAAACUCUUGAAUGGAAAGUUGAAGGUAUGAGAAAUGAAUUAACUGCUAAAGAGAAAGCAGUGAUAACAUUACAUGAAGAAAUACAAAACUUAAAGGAUCAGUUAACCUUGGCCCAAGAAAAUCUCAACAAUGACAAAAGCUUAAAUGAAGAAUUGAAUCAAUGUGUUGAAAGGCUUCGGUUGGAUCUAACUUCUUCAGCUGAGACGAUUUCCAAACUAACAGAACAGAUUGAAAAGCAAAAUUCAAAUUGUGAAAAGUUAGGACUUGAGCUUAAAUUUGAGAAGGAAUUAAAUAUGCAACAGUCUGAAAAAAUUAAACAGCUCCAGACAGAGAUUGAAUUGUGUAGGAAUGAAAUUGCACAGAGAGAAGUACAAAAUAAAACACUGGAAGAUAAAAUUGACACACUAAGAAAUUUCCAGAAGGAAUCUGAAUUGAGUAUUGCGGAACUGAAAUGUACCAAGGAUCUCCUGGAAAAUGAAAAGAAAGAAUCUCUGGAAAAAAUGACAGAAAUUAUAUCUCUACAGAAACAAUUAUCUAUUCUUGCUCAAGAAUUAGAUGAGGCAAAAGCUGUAGUGCAAAGACGAGACAGUGGUCCCUUCCAUAAGACAAUUGAAAAGCUGCAGAAAGAAUACGAGGUUGUAGUUAAAUUGUCAUCACAAAAAAGCCAGCAAAUCCAAGAUUUGAAUGAAGAGCUGAAGUGUCUGAAGAAACAAAACGCAGAUCUGCAGGCCACAUGUGCUGAACUGAAAGUAAAUGAAACUACAACUCAGAAUUUGCUUCAGGAAAAGGAUGCUGAACUUAAAGAAUUCAAAGCAAAUUUUAAAGAGACUGAAAAUAAGAUGCAAGCUCUAAUGCAAAACAAAGGAAAUAUUGUAGAUCUUGAGAAAGAGAUUGAAAAUUAUAGACACAUAAUGGAAGCUCAGGAGUUGGAAAUCUCAAAGAAUAAAGCCAAUCUUACUAGAUUUGAAGAACAAUUGAAAGAGAGGGAGGAAUACAUUGCCAAUCUGCAAAAUAAUUUACAAUGUAUGGAGAAGAAACUUGUUGACUCCAACAAAUGUGUUGAUCAUCUUAAACUAAAUUUAAAAUCUCAAGAAGUUAGAUUUAAGAAAGAGAUCAGAGAGGUGCAAGAUAAUUGGCAUGCUAUAAAAGAGACUAUAUCUAAAAAGGAAGGAGAACUGGAGAGUAAGCAUCUUGAGUUUAAUAAGCUGAGAAUUGAACUUUCUGAAAAUGCCACAGAAUGUCAAAGAUUGGAAGUUGACCUUCAGAGGAAAGAUGAGGAGUACAGAGAACUCAAGGAAAAAUACGUAGAUAUCAAGAAACAAAUGCAACAGGUUGAGUCAGAGAUAUCCGCAAAGCGGGAAGAAGAAAAAUCUCUGAGACAAACAGUGUCUGAACUUGAGAGGAUAAAGAAACAAACUAUUCAAGAGCUUAGCACUAAAGAGCGAAUGAUUCAUCAGUAUAAACAGGCAUGCCAAAAUGAGGCUGACUUGAAAAAUAAGGUAGAAAUGUUAAUGACGAACUUAAAUGAAAAAGAGGCUGCUUUAAGAGAACUGGAAAAUCUCUUGGAAGAGAGUAAAACUCAACAUCAAGUGAGGGAGCAGCAGGGCUCAAAUGAAGAAAAUAAACCAAUGCCUGACCCAUGCAACAUACCAGCUGAUACUAAAGUAGAAGAAACUAUACGUCUUUUGCAGACUACUACCAAAGAACUUCAAGACAAAGAGAGACUAAUUCAAGAUAUGAAAACUACAUUAACUGAACAAGAACAAACACAAACUGAGCAGGAUGAAUUGCUUGAAGCUAAGUUGAAUGAAAUUGAAGAACUUAAUGCAGAAUUAGAAAAAUGGAGGAACCAAGCAAAAAAACUUGAGAAGAAAUGCAAUGCACUUGAACGCAAUCAUUUAGUGGAAAGUGCACAUCAAGGUGUUAAUACAGAAACAACACAGUUUCAAGGAGAAAUGGAAGCUUUGAAAAAGCAGUUAGUGGAAAUGGAAGAAAAGCAUACAUGUAAUCGGGAGAAAUGGCUUAAUGAGAAAAUGCUUCUCUUUAAGCAAAUAAAGGAAGCUGAAGAUCAGCGUAAUAAAGAAAUGAGAAAAUGGACAGAAGAAAGGGAACAUUAUUCUAAAUUGCAGUCAGAGAUGGAAAACCUAACAUCUGAAAUUGCUAAGAAGGAAAAGGAAAUGCAGAAAUGGCGAGAAGAAAGGGACGGUUUAGUAAAGGAGUUGGAAGUGCAGCUCAGGAAUCUUAUAACCAGCAAUAAACAGAAAGAUGAAGAAAUAAAAAAACUCCAGGCAUCUGUAAAGGAGUGCUCUGUGGAGUCUGAGGCUGUCUUCGAUUCUUCAGAAAUUUCAACAGAAAAUGGAGAAAAAUCAAGUAGAUUUCCAAAACCAGAAGUAGAGAUUCAAUUUGCACCUCUUCAACCGAACAAGUUGUCAGUAAAAGAAUCAAGUGGCAAUUUGAUUAGUGUGAAAAUACCCAGAACGAACAGAAAAAGAAAAAGCUUUGCAAUGGAGGAGAGUGGUAUGCUGUCAGCCUGCUGGAAAAGCAAUUCACCAAAGAAAUCCUCAGUGGCUGGCACUUACAAGAAUGAUGAUGACUGCGAAAAUAGGAAAAAUAUAAUUGUAUCUAGAAUGGGACGCAAUGCAUCUCCCGUUAUUUCUACUCCCACCAUUAUCAGCAUGGCAGAGAAGGAUGCAAACUGUCCUACUGAUAGGAUAGAAAAGAAUUGCCCAGUCUCAAGCCUCAGGUCACACAAGAGGAAAGAUGGAACAUUGCAGAAAAUCGGAGAUUUAUUGCAAAAUUCCCCAACAGCUCUUCAGAGCAAAGCGAAAAGGUUAAUGGAAACAUUAAGUUCUCCCAAGAACCUGGAAGUUGAAGCUACUUGUAACAAUUCAAAACCCAAAAGAGCAAGGCGGAAGCUUUAUAAACAAGAUAUAUCAUCACCUAUGAAUUUCCCAUCUCAACCAAUAAUAGAGCUGAACAGUAAGGAAAGUGACCAUUUAAUCAUGAAAAGACGAUUACGAACAAGAUCUACUAAAGUGACUAAGUGAUCUUCAUCGUUCAUUGUACAGAAUUUUUAUUAAAAUUGCAAAAUUUUUGCCUGUAUGUUGACCUCUUAUCUAUAUAAAAAAAAGAGGUGUAAAUAUGUUUGAUGUUUUGUACAUGCUUUUACCUUGUAUAACUCAAUAAAUGCAGAGUAAAUGAAUUCUGAAUUAUAACAUCUGAAAACAAAUGAAAAAUACAGCAAGGAAUGGAGCUUCAUAAUUUAAACCAGAUAUUUAAGGAUCUUAUUUUAAAAUGCUGGAGGAACUCAGCAGAACAGCCAGCAUCUACGCUGGGAAAUAAACAGUUGAUAUUUCAGGCCAAGACCCUUGGUACCGAAUAGCCUCUACACAACUUUCAGCCUUGUAAGUUCCCAACUCUCUUUAGUCUAUUUCUACCUUUUACCAAGAAUCCACGUGCAGAAUUGCCAGACAGCGCCAUUCGUUCAACCUACUCUGGCCCCACCAAACUAAUGUUCACUUGCAUUCUCAUCAAACACAAUGCAGUCUUUACCUUGAAAUGCUGACUGGGUGAUCAAUGUGCAUUCAGUGAACUGAGGUAACCAUAUUACCUAAUGCCUGCUACUUAACUCUCCAUCUCACUCUGAUUCUAUCUAUCUGUUUGUGUCCUCCAUCACUGGUGCACCAACGACUAAUGCACAUUUGAAGAACAGCAUCUCAUCUUCUAUCUGGGUACGUUGGAUCUUUCUGGAUCAUUUUCCACAACUUAAAAUAACUCAUUUAUCCUUCAGAAAUCUGUUGUCACAAUUCAUUCAAAAUGUUUUUUUGUUCUUUCAUCUUCUAACUCAUUUACCAGAGGACGUCUGCAAUCUAUGCCCAUAGCACCUGUAGCUUGUGUCUUAUUUAUCUCUUCUCAACUCCUUACUAACUUAAAACUCAAUUUUGAAAUGUUUCUGAUGUGAAAUAGUAAUUACUUACAGAAUUUUCUGUGUAUAUUUCUGACUAUCAGCAUCUGCAUAUUUUAAAAUUUUGAUUGUCAUUUUGAAAGUAUAGAGUCCUGUGGGGUGGCGGGGUGAUGUGUUUCUUUGCAACUGCUGGUUACAAACAGUCUCACGUUGGUAACAGACAAUUGUAGCAAUCAAGGUGUGUUGUGCAGUUUAUGCAAUCUGAUUCAUCAUUUGUUGGCUGAUCAUCUUUCUCCAUUUAAAACAACUAACUUUAUAAUGGAUAGAAGAGUCUGCGGCCUUUCCAUCAGAGAGUACCUACCUUAUCAACAAGGUUGAAAUUCUGCCAUUGUAGUUGGUACUGUUAUUUGCAGGUUUUGUAAUCCAUUGAUAGUGUGGGAGUAAAGACGCAACACAGCUAUUUUUCUUUAAAAUGUAUUAAUCAGGGCAGUACACUUUUCAGAACGAUUUUAUCAAAAUUCUGUGUAUAAGAAAUGCUGGUAAUCGCAUAUUACAUCAGAGAUGACUCAAAAACUGUUUCACAUGUCUCCACAGCACUAGCUUGUUCUGAUCUCUUUGUUAACUCCCACUUAAUUAUAUCUUCACUACUGAAGUGCUUAGCCAAGGUCUGUAUAUUAAAAUGUUUGA